CCAAGCUAAGCAAAGAUGCAACAGGAGCCUGAGGAGAGCAAGGUGGCUGUGGCAGGGCAGUGCUGACCAUGGCCAAUGGGUACCAGCUUUGGGCCCCCUGGUCCCCCCUGGAUGAGUCCCUGCAAUGGCUGCGGGGUGCCGUGCCCAAGCCCAGCACCACUAAACACCCUUUUCGAGGUGGGCACAGCCCAGCUACUGUAACAGACCUCGAGGUGCAGCUUGGCUUCCAGGGGCUCAACCAAGGGCUGGUGCCCCCUACAAAGCCUGGAGCCAAACCACCACCUGCUGGAGAGACCAAGGGUUGCACUGGAGCUGUGCACAAGCCUCAAGCUGUGAGGCUUACAGGACUUGACUCCAUCUUUGGGCAUCUCGUGACAGCACAGCCUCCGCACUGGACUGGUACCCUGAGGGUUUCAGAGCGCUCCGCCUUCUGCCAAGUCAUCGGCCGGCAGCAGCACAGACCACGUGGGCUCCAGGAACCACAAGUGCGCCUAGCGAUGGCCAUGUGCCGCCAAAUGCUGCGUGCCAUCCUUCUGCUUUAUGCUGCCUACAAGAAGUGUGCCUUUGCCCUGCAACAUUCCCGGUAACGCUGCCAUAGCUGAGAAAGGAUGAGUCACACAUGAUCCUUGCCUGUCAAAGAAUUAUUAAGACUAUUCCCGGACAGGAACCUCUUCUCUUUCGGUGACAUCAGCAUGCAGGUGCCUCAAAAGUCAGCCUACUUCCUAGUUUCUCCAUAACUCCUCAGUCAAAUUCUGGCCACCAGGAUGGAGGACGUACCUGUAUUCUAUUCAGAGUAGCACUUUGGAUUCUUUUGCAGAGAGAUUAAACCACCCACACAUUAAUGAAUUCUUUUGUUAAGAUUCCAAACAGACAUUUACAAAAUGUUGUGUACCUAUUGCUUUGCAUCAAUGGAAGAUACAGAAUGGCCUAGAAAUGGACAAGAAAUAGAAUGGUUAAAGUCUUCUAUAAGUACAUGAAUGAAAUGGAAAAUGGAAUUCAGAUGGGGGGAAAUUAUAUGCAUUUUCACUGAGAAACAAUCUUCAGAGACAAAGACAUUCAAACAUACACUGCUUUAUAAAAUGUUACAUUUUUUAAAAAAGUUGUCCACCUAUUAUUUCAACAUAAAUAGGAAACUUAAGAGUGAAACAAGAUGGGACUGAUAUGAAGAACAACAAUUUUUUAAAAAAUAGUAACAGAUGCAUAUAUGUAAAACAAAUAUAUAGUACAUUUUCAGCUUCAGAAAUGCAUUCUUUACUAUGAAAUGAAGCUAAAAACAAAUUUAAGCCAACAUUCCUUCAACCAGCAAUGUAUAAUUUAUGUUCAGAUGGCAUAAAGAUUCGGAGGAAGUUUUGACAUCAUCUGAAUGAAAUAUUAUUUCCAGUGAGAGAGCAAAAUGUAGGAAUUUAUUGACCAAACGCCUAAGUUUGACAACAAAAUGAAAGUACUACAUGGAAAUACUUUUCCACCACUUUUACAUCAAAAAGAAAAUAUUGUUCUUUGUUUAAUCCAGAUGCUGUAGCAGUGAGAAAGUUUUGCAGAAAGGCUGUCUUAUACACAAUACUUUUAAAUUUUUAUUUAGAGAGUUUGCAAUCCAAAACCACACUGUCCCAAAAAUCUUUUCAGUUUUUAGAUAAAUGAAGGCAAAUCAUAAAUACUUUUAAUUUUUCAGAUUUUUUUCAGAUUUGUCUACAAAACUCACAGCAAGGUUUUUUGUUAACAAAUGUUAACACUACACAAGCUAGAACUCUCUUUACACUGGUGUAAGUGUAACUCUGUAAAUAACAGCAGCAAAUAACCGCUAAUUAAUGAGUUGCUGCUCACUUCCCUGAUCCCUGAUCACCCUAAUCAGGCAUGUAAUUUGGUCCAUGACAAAGAAUGCAAGUAGCAGCAUGUUAAUUAACAGCAAUUUGCUGCCAUGGUUCACACAAUUACAUUUACACCAAUGUACAUUCCAAAUAGGAACUUAGCCGGUGUGGUUAAUAACUGGCAACAGAAAUAUAGUUGUGUGGCAAACCACAAUGGAAUUAAAUUAUUGCUAUAAUCCAUUUAUUCAAUUUUUAUGAUUGCAUCUGCCUAUUUUUGUUUUUGAAAGUUAAAACAGUCUUUCCUAGCUUUACUUUCUAAAUAAUUUUCAGUCUCAAUAUGCUAUAGUGUUUUUCCAUCUGCCAAUACGAUCUUGAAUUUAACCGUGGAAGAGAAAAGAUUUUCAACUAUGUGUGUAUCUGUAGUUUUGUUUCUUUUGAAAAGUAGCUAUUCAGAAUAUUUUUAUUCUGAAAUAUGUCAGAAUUGUUUCUGAGCUACAUUUCUGUUCUGAGACUUGGAACUUUACAGUCCAUUGAUGUCACUGCAAAGUACCACCUUUCUUCAGCUGAAAACCAACCAGCCAGAUUCAAAGAGAUAAAAAGCCACCACUAAAGUGAAUGGUUCUAAAGUUCAACUUGCUGUUCAAAAUAAAAGUUCACUUGAACAACAGAAGGGGAAUAUGCCAUCCUUCUUCACUUAGCUUAUGUAAAAGCAACAAAGUCUAAAGCAGAGAGUCUCUCAUCGGCAAGAGGAUCUUCGCUUAAAUUCAAACCCUGAAAAUUCAGUUCUGAAUUGCUCUGAGACCCUCCACAUGUACAGAAGGUUCCCUGAUCAGAUUCAUUACUUCAUUUGAAUAAAAUGUUGACAGCUAGCAUGAUCUCUUGUCCUUGCCUAGUCAGUUAGCUUUGGGUCACCACUUAUUUAAAAUCUGGAAUAAGGUACCAUAUACAACAUGACUAAGAGGAAAUAUGCAGGAGUCAAGAAUGUGUAGCCUUCCAGAUGCUCUGGGAUUAUAAUACCCACCAGCCUUCAUUGCCAAUACCAAGGCUAGAUGAGGGUCGACUAACAUUUGGAGAGCCACUUGCUCCCCAGACUGCAACAAAUACUAGUAUGUUGUCAAUAGCUAGCACAUGCAACUUACUGCGAAUGUACUGGCUGGCUUUGAAAACUGAAGACACUUGUUGCCCAUAAUGAAAAAUGUUGUUGGCAUACAUCAUAAGACUGAAAAAUGUAACAGCCUGGGUUGUCCUUCCAAAAAUGAAGUAAGAAGAUUGCAGUCAGACUAAAAGCAAGACUUUUAGUCAUGCUGCAUUAUAUAGUUUUCCCAUGGAAAUCAAUGCAACAUUAUUUCUUCAAUUAAAAAACAUGUAAUUCCUCCCUUUUUUUUCAAUUGCCUGCAUUCCAAAGAGGAAAAAAAUGUUCCUGACAUCUAAAUAAAAUAAAAUCAAGAAUGCUAUAGAUUGGUACACAUAAUACUCACUGUAUGAUACAAAAUACUGUAUAUAAUUUCCUUAUAAAUGGUUCAGACUGAGCUCAACCAUUGAGGUUCAAAAAGGAAAUCCUCAUUAUCAGCCGAUGUAAUGAAAACACUGGUAACAGGAAUCAGAAUUAGAUGUAAUUUUAAUAGCCAUCAGAUCUGCCUAAGAUACUGACAUGUCUCUGACUGAAUUCAGAAUAUCGACCUCAAUUUUUCAUCAUCAGGAAGUGUCUGUGCUUCCCAAAACACCAGGAUUUGAACGGCAAAGUGGAGACAAAGGCCAGAUACAGUAUUUGUGAGAAAUACCAUACCUUCUGACUUUUUAAAAAUGGAUGCAGUGGUCGGCCAAUAUACUAUUUGGAUCUGUAAAAGACAUUUUGCAAACAAUUUUUUUUUUUACAAACAAGAUAUAUGCACAGAGGAGAUCUGCAGAGGAAGAAAAAAAACAAAGAAAACUACCUCAGGACCAAGAGAUGCAUGAGCACAGCACAGCACUCUCCGGAUUGUGCCUUGCCUUUUAAAAGAAGUUUCCAUUUUUAGUUAAAUGACAGAGAUGGGCAAGUGGAUCUUCACCACAGUUAAAAAGAUUAAAAUUUGGCAUGACUUGUUCACAAUCAACAAACACAACUGAGAAGCAGCUCACCUUUCCUAUCACAGCCUUUAGAAGAAAAGCCUGUCCCGUGGGUGCAAAGUAACUGGAGGGGCUAUGAAGAUGAUCCCAUUUCUCUGAAGUGCAGCUCUGUUUGGGAGAAAGAUUAAAAACCCUCACAUUUC
Pogona vitticeps (central bearded dragon) is the source of this 4054-nucleotide messenger RNA. Lineage: Eukaryota; Metazoa; Chordata; Lepidosauria; Squamata; Agamidae. The record is from RefSeq and is a predicted model, not a curated record.